ACUUGCUGAAGUGCAGAAAAUCACAAAGGCAGUAUUGAAUGAAAAGGGUUUCGUUCUGAAAAUCACCAGGAAAUCUACAAGAAAACAAGAACUUCUAAUCAAGCGGAAGGUAUCAUUUCUCAUGAUCUGAUCUAGAAAUGGAAGCAUUUUGUAAGUCUGAUGCUGUUGUUCUGACUCCAACGAAGUUUAGUUACUUUGGUUUGGUUGUAAUUGCCAUUGGGAUCAUUUCGUCGAUUAUAUUUUCUGCYCGAAUCAACACUUUAAGGACAAUAGAAAGACGGGAUUUCAGUUGUCAUGCUGAUAGUGAUAGAUUCCCAGAUAAAAAGUUCUUGGAAGCCAAAUGCUUUCACCAAUACGAGCAAAUCUACAAUUCGCCACUAACGUUCUAUGCAUUCUCACUUUUGCCUUUGCUUUUGCCUUGGCUCGUUUGUGCCAUGUACUGGUGUUACAUAAAAMCUCGAACUGAUGAAGUUGAAAAGGCUUCCAAGCCUGACCCAGAAAACCCUAGUUAUGUACCAAGGAAAACAACGAAACGAGUCUUUAGUUGUUAUCUCGCACAGUUGCUUAUGCGCCUUGUACUAGGAAUUAUACACACAAUAAUACUUCAAAUGCAUUAUCAUCAACGUUUUCCGGUAGAGUUUCGGUGUGAAUUAAAUUUCUUGAGAAAAAGAGACGAGAGAGACAAUAUUACAGAUUCCAAUUUAUACGACGUUGAUAUUGGAAACUGCCAUAAUUCCGUCGGGUCAGAGAAGUCAUUUUGGGUAAACGUGAUGUUUGGCGUACAGAUAACGCUUGUAUUGUUAAUCAAAUCGGAACUUUUGUAUCUUGUUUAUAAAGUCUGCAUGACAGGAAAACAUUUCAUAACUGACUCUGAGUUUUGUGAAAGGUAUCUUCUACGCAUGAAAAAAACUGUCCUGAUUUACCGAACACAAAUUCUUGAACAGACGAAAUUCGAGGAAGCUCUGAUUGAGAUAAACACUGGAGAACCGGGCCAAAGGGUCGAAAAACAAGAGGUAGAUGAUAUCUACGUGGACGUGAUCAUUCAUUCUGGAAGAGUCAUUCAUCACUUCGAGAAGGCUAAGCGGCAUGAAAAUUUAAACGUCCAUCUUAGAAUUCCUGAAAACUCAGUUAUCGGAAAGCAUGCAGAUUUCUUUGAUGACUCGAUUUUAAAGGUUCUUGUUGUCGGUCGUCCAGGAAUUGGAAAAUCGUUACUAUGCACUAUGCUUUUACGGGAAUCAUUACGAGGCCAACUAUUGCAGGAAUUCACUUCUGUAUUUUUGUUUCGAUUUCGACAGCUGAAUUCUGAGUUAACAACAAAAAUGACGCUGGAGCAUUUUCUAAAAAAAGCAGAUUUGAAAUCAGGAGAUGUGGAUUUGCAAUAUAUUGUGAACAAUGCUAGCAAAGUCUUAAUCAUAUUUGACGGUUUUGACGAGUUUCAUGCUCAUGACAGCUGUUUGAUUGAAGCAGAAAACUGCGCUGGAAAUGAUGUAAGUAAUGAAAUCCCUGUUUCCGCCUUCCUGGUCAAACUUUUACAAAACAAACUUCUUCCUGGAGCAAAGAUAGUCUUAACCACUAGACCCAAUGUGGUUGAAACGGCCGGCAUAUGGAAACUUUUCUGUGGCAACAAUUGUAACGGUAGAGAACUAGAAAUAUUAGGAUUUACUCCUGAUAAAGUACAUUCCUAUGUAAAAACGUAUUGCGGCGGUGACUCCGCUAAAGCUGAAACCAUGUGGCAACAGAUCCAUUCCAACAUCAAUCUCCGUUAUCUGUGCUACAUUCCUGUCACCUGCAAAAUUGUAUGCAUUUUACUAGAUCAUCACAUGAAAAAUGAAAACACUUGCCAGGAAUCGACAACUAACUCAUUCACGAGGCUUACUGAAGUAUAUCAACAGGCUCUUGAGAUAUUCUUAUCCAAUCAUUAUCGAGGAAAGGAACAGACAAAGCGGAAGUCGACGGACAGUUGUACGUUUUCCGAAACGCUACAAAAACCUUUAGCUGAGCUUGGAGAGGUAGCUUACAAGGGUCUCGAAGACGGACGAUUGAUCUUUGAAGAAGAUGAAGUCAGCUGCCUGGACAGUUGUGGACUUCUUCAUUGUAUGCCUCGACAUUCAAGCGGAAAGAAGAAUUUUCUUGAAUUAUUUCAAAGACCUCCAUCCCAGUAUUGCUUUAUUCAUCUUACUAUACAAGAGUUUCUAUCCGCCAAAUACCUGAUUGAUGAGAAAGUUGAAACUCACGAUCUGGAAACUUUUAUCAAAGCCAAAGCAGAAGAUGCAAACUGGCAUGUUGUGAUUCAGUUUAUAGCCGGAUUACUUCAACGCAGCCAUCCCUUGUAUAACGAGGUAACUGAAGUUAUUGAGGACAUCCUUAUUGAGAGUUUGAUGACAGAACCAUUACCAGGAAGUACAGAAGGUUGCAACGCAAUACUUAUGCUAACAUGUUUAUAUGAAUUGAACGACGAUGAAGUCGCGAAGAGAAUUGCAAGUGCUUUUACCUCACAUGGGCACUUUGCAGAAAAAGGGGUUGAGCUUCGCUGCUGUAGUAUGACGCCUAUCGAUUGUGCGGCCGUGGUUUAUUUCUUAAAUCACUUUGAAACAGAUUUGGAAUGGUCACUUGAUUUAAAGUCCAACAGCAACCUUGAUGAUACUGGAUGUUUAGAACUUGCUAAGAUGGUUCAGUGCGGAGGUCCAGCUAAACUAAACAUUUCACGUUGUGGUGUUAGUGAUCAAGGUCUGCGAAACUUGGUGGAAGCUGCUGCAAUGAAGGAUUGUAGGCUCACCGAGUUAGAUAUUGGAGGCAAUGCUGAUGUUACAGAUCAAGGUCUAUCAUACCUUUCUGAUGCUCUUAAAAGUGAAGACUGCAAACUCCGUGUGUUAGACCUCCAUGGCAUUGUUUUAACAGAUAACAAACUCACGGUCCUAUGUGAGGCACUUCAGCAUCCUAACUGUAAACUGAACGAAAUACGUAUAAGUCUUGGUGUUCUUGCAUACGCCGAUGCCCACCCACAUGAACGCCAUGCUUUUCAGCAGCUGCGGCAAGCCCUUACCCAUGAAUCGUGCUGUCUGACUGUAUUAUGCCUUUGGAAUAGCCAAAUCACAGACGAAGGUCUAUCAAUGCUUUGCGAAAUUCUUAUCCAUGAAAACUGCAAAGUUAAUGAUUUAAAUCUCAGAAAAACUCGCGUUAAAGUACAAGGAAUGUGCAGCUUAUGCCAAGCACUCGUCCACCAAGAUUGCAAGCUCACAAGGCUGAACUUGGAAGAAAUCGAGGUCACUGACGAAUAUGUCAAGAGUAUUUGUGACAUGGUACAAAAUACGAAUUUCAAGUUACAUUUGCUAAAUCUGCGUAAUAAUAAAUUCACAAGACAGGGUGCAGCACAGAUUCGUCAAGCAUGCAGUCAAAGAGUGCGUCCUGCAUAUCUAAAACUGCUGCAUAAAAAAACGCCCCACUAUCCUGUGGUAGGUUGUAUAUAUUUAGUUAUAUAUAUAGUUCAGUAGUUUUCGUUGGGCACUAAGCUAUAUGAUAAUAACUUGUGUUGGCCCUUUUCUUUCUAAUAAUGUUGGCGAGAUUCAAUAUGGGAUUGACGAAAGUAAAAAAUGAGCCAUGCUGUUGUUUUUCGUUGGUUUUUGCUUGUUUUACGAACAACAAGCAUUAGUUAUUUCCCUGAUCGGUAUUUUAACAUACACCAGUGUGUAGGCAUCUCAUUGAAUACUCUUCCAAAGGAUUUUUGACCUGCGAUAGUAUUCAUUCCGCAAGCGAGUAAACUUCGUCUGUAGCUUUUAUAAAGCAUCCGUCAAUUUAAUGUUUUCAUCAAUACCAUGAUGCACUUCGCCACAACAAACAUGACGUCAUUAGCCAGGUGUAAAGAUAAUUUCGGGGUAAGAAUGACAAAGAUAAAAAUUCAUGGGGUAAAAUGCAAGGUGAAGUGAUAAGAAUCACUCGCACUUAUUGAUUUUCAAAUAGUAAUGAGAACAUCUGAAAAGAUAGAAUACAUAGUGCCUAGAAGGAAAUCUACUUAAGUUAAUGUCACAUCUACAAAUGUACGAAAGUAUUAUUAAAAUAUCAGUUGAAAUUAGAGGAAUUUAAUUGAAGAUGAAAUGAAUUUGGAAAAAUUUGAGAUGUAAAAAAAUGAAAAAAAUAUAGUGAUGUAAAAAAAUAAGUAUAUGUAAGAAAUAUGAAGAUUACCAUACUAAUGCAGUCUUAACGACAACCUGUAAAAAGUGGUCACUUAAAUCUAGAAUUUUAAUUUAUUUUAAUUUCUUAAAAGAAGCUAUUUUAAGAACCUAAGUAGCCUAAGAUUCUGUUAACUACCAUUUAUAUAAGAACCUGUUUAGGCUACUUCCCCAAAAUGUAGGUUCUUAUAUGCGGGUUUUUACUGUACUCAUAUGACAGUAAGUAAUACAGUGCUGUAUAUCGGCAUCUUUUAUGUAUAGUUUACAACAU
Exaiptasia diaphana is the source of this 4437-nucleotide messenger RNA. RefSeq names its product NACHT, LRR and PYD domains-containing protein 3-like. The coding region runs from base 138 to 3491 and encodes 1117 amino acids. Lineage: Eukaryota; Metazoa; Cnidaria; Anthozoa; Actiniaria; Aiptasiidae. Gene Ontology annotation, molecular function: protein binding. The record is from RefSeq and is a predicted model, not a curated record. The transcript is spliced from 2 exons.